This is a messenger RNA of Drosophila eugracilis, 1231 nucleotides long. It is a transcript of the gene Polr1F, whose product is annotated as DNA-directed RNA polymerase I subunit RPA43. The record is from RefSeq and is a predicted model, not a curated record. NCBI's taxonomy places the organism in Eukaryota, Metazoa, Arthropoda, Insecta, Diptera, Drosophilidae. Gene Ontology annotation, biological process: DNA-templated transcription initiation. Gene Ontology annotation, cellular component: RNA polymerase I complex.
UACUCGAACAUAAUUCAUGUGGUUCGUUCGAAGAGGCAGUUUUAUUUUCUUGCAAUGGCUAAGAUACUGCAGAAAUACAUAAAGUUCACGGCCAAAGAGCUGGAACAGUACGCCAGCAACCCGGAAUCCUGCGUGCGGUGCAUCAACACGGACAUGCAUAUGGCCAUGGGUCCGUACGGGAUGGCCAGCUUCAAGCACGCGCUCCACGAGCUCCUCAUCCGCACCAAGGUGGGAUUUUACGAGGCUAGCCUCAACGGCAUAGUCCUAGGCAUAAAAAAUAUAAAGGUGCUGGGCCACACGGCGGGUCUCCGUGCGGACGACCCCACCAUGCACCUAGUAAUUAACGCGAAUUUCUACGUCUUCCGUCCAGAGGCGGGCGCCAUCCUGAACGGGGUGGUACGGCACAUAUCAAAGCACCAUCUCAGCGCCGUAAUCUACCGUGUCUUCAACACCACCAUCCGCUUCAGCAACAAUUGCCAAGGCCGCGAGAACAUCGCCAUGGAUCAGGAGAUUAAGUUUCGCAUAAAGAGCUUCGACAUCAGCAAUGUAAUGCCCUUCAUUGAGGGAGAACUUAUACUCGAGAAUGGCGAUGUUCCUAUGAAUAAAUCCAUUAGGUUUGAAAGCCCUGAGCCUGAGGAGAAAAAAGUCCUGGUGGAGAAAGACCAUGAAAUGUUAGAUGCCCUUUUAGCUGAAAUAAAAGAAGAAACUGAAUCCUCGCCAAAAAAGAAUUCCAAGCGCAAGAAUGGAGAAAACGGUGAAACAACAAAAACGAAGAAAGCGAAAAAAGUUAAAACAGAGAAAAAAGAAAUAAAAAGCGAGCCCAUAUAGCUUUAAAAUCUUUCGUUUUUAACGUAUCUGUGUAGUACAAACUAAAAAUUAUAUAAUGCCGAAAUGUAGAGAUUGGUUAGAAAUUAUUCAAUAAGAUGGAACGUGCUAAUUAUAUUUUUAAAAAUGUAUGCUGACAAUUUAUGCCUUGGUAUCAAACUUUCUUGAUAUUGAUUAUUGAUAUUCGUUUUGAAUAUUUCAGAAGUCUUCGUUUGAUUAAAUAUCUUAAUUAGGUUAUCAUACGUUACCGAUUUCAUCUCCAAUGCCAGUACUAGUACUGACAUUUGGAAAUAAUUAAUUAAAGACAGUUUUUAAAAUGUGAAUAUGAAUACUUUGUAAUACAUAUGUAUUUCAUACAAAUAGAGUCAAUAUUUUACAAUACAUUAAAUACAAUAUGUGUAUCAUA